Molecule: messenger RNA, 1522 nt
Organism: Aplosporella prunicola CBS 121167
Lineage: Eukaryota; Fungi; Ascomycota; Dothideomycetes; Botryosphaeriales; Aplosporellaceae
Exons: 2
Coding region: 386-1522 (378 amino acids)
Source: RefSeq, a predicted model, not a curated record
GUACAAGGCCGGCAGCGGGAUAAACGAGAGAACGAAAAUAUGAGUCUGUUAGAUAUGCCAAAGGAUUCAUGGGGGCAGUUUCGCAAGGCAUGGAGUAUGCUUUAGGAGUCGGAGAGCGCAACAAUUAAGUAUCUGGUGGGCCGAAUGGUGAGUGAGCAAACUGGAGUGAGAAUCAGAGAAGAAUGGCGUAACAGAGGUGGAUAGACUUAAAGCAGUCACUACCUAGUAACGUCAUUUUCUACAGCCCUUUCACACUUUACAAAUACUUUGGCAACUCUGGCCUUUUGCCUCCGGUCAUCCAUUCCACUGACCUCCUCGCCGCUCGCCGCUCGCCGCUCGCCGCGACUUCAUUUCACCUUCUUCCCUCCGCAAACCAGAAGCGACCAUGCCACCGCCGUUUGCAAGUGAGAGGCUUCGAAGACUUCUCAGCCAGAUUAGCUGGGAUAGACAGUUUGUCUUGGACUGGCUCAAGAGCUCCAAAGUCGCCCCGCACCUCAAGGAGUUCGCCGAGCUCUUCUCCGCGAGCGAAGAGCGCUGCCAGACGUUUGAGCAAAAACUUGCAAAAUACGCCUCCGAAGCUCAUGAAGGCCACGAAGACCCGAUUGCCCACCUUGUCUGGAAGCUAAAAUAUGCUGUUCAAAAGCAGUACAAAAACAAGGCACUUAAAGACGGCUUUCUGGGCGCCAAAAGCAAUGAGCUGCAACACCUCAACUGGAAGGAUAUCCUUUCACGAAGUGCUAUGAUGUUGGUUCAUCAUGGCCAACGAGCUGUAGACAGCCCGUUCAAGGGGCUUGGUCCAGCCGGCCGUGACUGGUGUUUUGAGGUAGCUAUCACAACGCUCAUCACUGUCCAUGAGGAUUUGCAGCGCGAGGACUCGCAUUUUUUCAGUGACCUCUUCAGCAAGAUUCCCCAUGUUGAGGGUGUUGCCGAUGUAACUGAGGCUGGAGCUGCACAAGAGAAUGGGAGUGAAGCCCAGCAGACUGUCAGUGAGCCAUCCGCCACUCAUGAUAAUCGACCUCAUUACGAUGGAUAUACGGUGCCACCUGCUGUUUCUCUGAUGGGGAUCGACGGCGAAGGCGCAAGUCACGACGCACCUGCCUCAGAGAGCCUUUCCACAAUGACCUCUGGCAGGUACCCUCAGAUCGUUAACCUCACGAGCAGUCCGUUAUCUCAAGGUAACACUGGCGAUACCACGAACAUCGCUACUAGAAAACAUAACCAUCUUCUACAAGACGACACCAUGAUCAUCACUACCAGAGAACAUGAUCAGCUUCUACAAGACAAACACGAGCUGCUAAGGGCAAAAAUACAACUCCGCCAACGCCUUGAACAGCAACAAACCACCAUUGAACAGCUGCAACAGCAGAGCCAACAUGAGGAGGCGGAGCAUGAGGAGAAGUUACUUCAAACCGUCGACCAGUACAACAAGGUUAUCAGGAAGAUUAAUGAAGAGAACAAACAAUACAAAGAGAAAGCGUCCAAGUACAAUGCAAUAGCUCGGAUGGUCAAUAGCUCAGGAUAA